Paramormyrops kingsleyae is the source of this 1148-nucleotide messenger RNA. The record is from RefSeq and is a predicted model, not a curated record. NCBI's taxonomy places the organism in Eukaryota, Metazoa, Chordata, Actinopteri, Osteoglossiformes, Mormyridae.
CUAAGUAAUGUAUGUAUAUGUGUGUGUGUGUGUGUGUGUGUGUGAAUGAGCGGUCCCCAUAAGGAUAUGUUUACCCUACGUGUGUGUGUGUGUGUGUGUAUGUGUGUGUUAAUGGACGGAUAGCGUCAAGCUAGUAAAAGACAGGAGUCGAAAAAAUAACGGGAAGCUAUCUUGUAGUAUUUUCGGUUAUGAAGUAACAGGUCUAAUGUUGGGUGUCACAGUCAGAGUUGAAAGAAGUGAUUGUUUUACCGUCUUCCUGUGGUUGCAGCCAAGAAGAAAGUUAGCAAGGGACAAAAUCUUCGUCUAAAGCAUUUAAAAUUUGAACACAAUCAUGUUAUGCAUGAUCCCGGUUGUGCUCAUGAUAUUUCUGUUGGGUGAGAUGUCUUCUGUUGCUAAGUCACCCAAGAAACAACCACGUACCAGGCAGUGUUUUGAUUUACCAGAGGAAAUCUUGGAACAAACGUUUGGACGUCUUUCGGCUGGUGUCCUAAGUGCAUUCCACCAUACGCUGCAACUUUCUCCACUAGAGAGAGAGAAUUUAACCUGUCCAUCAGCAGGUCACUUAAUGCCAAGGAAAAAUUUCAGUCUCCCAAUUAAUGUUGUUAGCAUUUCCCCAUGGGCUUACAGGAUAUCGCAUGAUCCUACGAGAUACCCCCGGUUCAUCCCUGAGGCCUACUGCUUGUGUAAAGGUUGCCUGACUCAUCCGUUUGGGGAGGAAAGCCACUUAUACCGGAGUAUGCCAAUCUACAUGCCAUUUGUCAUCUUGCGCCGUACAACUUCCUGCUCAGGAGGUCACUAUUCUUACACUGAGAGCUAUGUUUCCAUCCCUGUGGGUUGCACCUGUGUUCCCUCACAGGACAAGAAUGGCUAUACUAGUGAUCAAAACCUGAAGAUAGCAGACUUGGAAACCAAGGUUGACAACUCUAACAAACAUUUAUAACUAAAAAACAAAACCUGAAAUAUGAAUGUGCAACAGUCUGUUUAAACAGAGAAUAGAAGUUAAACUUUCUAAAAGAAUACAUUUCUGACAACAGUUUUGAAUAAAUUCAUAUUGAAUAUUUAGUAGCGCAACCUAAAACCCUGGGUUCCUUCAAAUCAGAGCUAGAUAAGAUUUUAACAACUCUGAGCUAUUAGUUAAGUUCUCCCCA